Molecule: messenger RNA, 6038 nt
Organism: Podarcis lilfordi (Lilford's wall lizard)
Lineage: Eukaryota; Metazoa; Chordata; Lepidosauria; Squamata; Lacertidae
Source: the annotation of a GenBank genome assembly
AUGUCAAGCCAUAGUCAUACAUCGAUGCCUCACGUUAAAAGCUCACCUCCAGGUGUGUUUUUUUAUAAAAAGGACAGGCAAUAUGCAUUAUUUUCCUGUGUUGUAUGAUGCAUCUCUUCUUGCCACCCAGACACCAAUGCUUUGCAUUUCCCAGGACCACAGUUAAGCUUCAUUGUCUGAGAUUCUUACCCCUAGCGAGGAAAAUAUGCUUUUAAUUCCCUGUGCUAGGGGUUUCUUGAAAGUUUCAUCCUUAAUGGAGCAUGGCGGCUGUUCUCUUAAGGGAGCAGUGGAUGUGUUCUCCGUGGGGUAAGGGGAAUUGAAAGAUGGUUUGCCUAAUAUUAGCAUCAGGAUUACUACAUUCGCUGCAAUGUGGUUUGUUUCAGAUAUGAAGUAGGCAGGAAGGGAGGCUCUUAAGGUGUCUUUUCCUGCCUAGGAAGCUGCCUUCUUCUGACCAUUGAUCCAUCUAGCUCACUAUUUUCCACCCCCACCUGAAGACCCAUACCUGGAUUGAACCUGGGGCCUUCUGCAUACAAGCAGCUGCUCUACCAGUGAGCAAUGGCCUAGGCUCAUAAAGCUGGAAUCUGUCACCCUUUUGUCUUCUUAAGCCCUAUAGUUCUGUGUUCCUGUAUGCAACUGUGAAUAUUAAUUCAAAAGUCAUCAUUAUGAAUGUGGGAGGGGAUAACAUAGUUCAGCCCAUUCCACCUCCCCCCACUUUAAUUCAGUAUCCAGCGAGGAUCCUCAUGGUGUGCAUGUGUGUAUUUUAAUUGUGGCUUCUUUGCAGAAAGAUCCAUCAAGCUGUGUGUCACAAAAGAGAUUCUGCUGCUUAGCAUCACAACGGCCUAUACAGGUAACUAACUGGACAGGGAUAGAAUCACUAGCCUUAGGAGUUUGCAUGGGACUUUUCUUUGGCCCAGACUGACUUUCUUACUGCCCAUCAGUCCUAUCCCAAAUCCAUUGCUUUUGGCUGCAUCAUGCAAAUCCCCCAAGUGCUUUUCUUUUCCUUGUAUCUCCCAAAGCAUUUGUUAGUCUGAGUUUCUGCUCUCAUUCUGAGCCCGUGAGCCUGUGGGAGAACCAUGCACAGAGCUGAGGAUUUCUUUUAAAGAUUUCUCUGCAUCCAAAAAAGGCAAUCUGCUCUUUCUAAUGAACUGCCACUCAUAUUGCUGGCUGAUGCUACUUCGGACAAAAGCCUUGGCUGCUUGGAUGAUUCCUUUGUACACAUCUGUAGAUGCUUUUUGGAUUGUGGCCCUUGCCCUGCAUUAAGACAUUCCAUUCCAGCAUCUUCAGUUAUCUCUUCCAUCAUAUGUUCCUCUCUCUCUCUACCCCCGCAGCAACUUUCAGUGCUCCUCUUCCUAUAUCUUCCCUUUGGUAGCAGAAUACUUGUGUUGCAGAUUGCCAUCUGGUGGUUACAGCUGAGAGUAUCUGUACCUUUCAUAGCCUGCAGUCUUUUUUUUUUUAAAAAAAAAUCCUUUCAGAUGUGAAAGGAUUUCAAAUUUUUGGGGCUUUAAAAUGAAAGUGGAGAUUUUCAGAAUUUUGCAUUUAUUUCGAUCCCAUUUUUUGCGGACCUUAGUUGGCCUGAUCACCACAUUUUAGUAUUCUUGCGUUAAACUUGGAGGCCUGUCUCAGGUUCCUUCACCAAGUUGUGUUUUGGGGGGGUUUGUCUGCAGUUCUAUGGGUCGGUGGAAAUUUUGGCCCAUAGCAGGCUCUCAAUGGGCCAUGUGCCUCAUUUACCUCACUUGGUUAAGAUUUUUUAUUAUUUAAUUUACGUUCUACUUUUCCUCAAAAGAAAUCAAGGCAUGUGGUACAUAUGAUCCUUUUAACAAUCAUUAUAUAGAACCAGACAGCUCUGAAGUAAAAUGUUUCACGAAUACUUCUUGGGAGUUGUUAGUAAAGCUAACACUUAGCGUUCCAUAGGUACCUUGGUUGUUGUAGCUGAAUCCUGCACAAACAUUCUUAAAAUUUAAUAUCGGCGCCAUUGUACUUGGAAUACCUUGGUGGUUUAUAUGGUUGGAUCCUACACAGGCAUUUUUGCUACCAACUGCUUCCUCCAGAUAAUCAGCAAUGCCACCGCUGGUCAACUUGACUUGCAUUGCAUAAAUACAGUUAUGAAAAGUUCUCCUAAAAGACCAGUGCAUCAUUCAGUCUACUGAUAUCUUUUGGCAGCUCCAUGUUGCAAUUCUAUCUUAAACUGUAGACUUUGAUAAAGCUCUAACUAGGGACUUUCUCCUUCCCUUUUGUAAUAUUGCUGUUUUUUUCUAGGUCUGGAAUUAACGUUCUUCUCUGGAGUGUAUGGGACCUGUAUAGGUGCUGUAAAUAAAUUUGGUACUGAAGAAAAAAGUCUGAUUGGACUCUCUGGUAUUUUUAUUGGUAUUGGAGAAAUAUUAGGUGAGUCAAAGGAACAAAGGAAAUUCCUUGAUGAACGUUAGGCCUUUGGUUUAUCUAGCUCAGUAUUGUUGACAUAGAGGCUCAUAGCAGAUCUCCAGGGUUUCAGACAGGCAUCUGAAAAGGUGCUGGGGAUUGAAUCUGGGACCUCCUGCAUGCAAGGCAGAUGCCUUACCAUUGCACUAUGGCAUCUCCCAAAACUGGAUUUGAAAUAGCAGGAAAUAAAUUUUGCCUACAGUUGUUUAAUACAUAUAUACCACAUAUGCCAAAAUGGCUUCUAUGUAGUUAAAUGAGGUGGACCUGUUUUAAAUGCUUAUGAUGUGCAUUAAUAUAAACAGCUACAACAGUUUGUUUAAUCCUCAGGAGCUAACUAAAACUAUCCACACCAGUUUAAUGCAUCAGAAAGUUAAAGGGUAAAAAAAAAAGGUAAAGGAGCCCUGGAUGGUAAAGUCCGGUCAAAGGUGACUGUGGGGUUGCGGUGCUCAUCUCGCUUUCAGGCCGAGGGAUCCUGCGUUUAUCCACAGACAGCUUUCUGGGUCAUGUGGCCAGCAUGACUAAACCGCUUCUGGUACAACGGGACACUGUGACGGAAGUCAGAGUGCAUGGAAACGCCAUUUACCUUCCUGCCGCAGCAGUGCCUAUUUAUCUACCUGCACUGGCAUGCCUUUGAACUGCUAGGUUGGCAGAAGAUCAGGAAGUUAAUACUUAUUUAUAGUGGUGAUGGAGUAGCAGCAGUGUUUUGCUCAUUUUAGACUAUGCAAACUCUGCAGUAUAGGACUUCUGACAGCCAAGGCAAGCAGCUGUUGGGUAUAAAAAGCAGAUUGCCUUUUUGGCCGUUGGAGCCAGCAAUGUUUGUGACAUAAUUAGUCCUAGUUCUCAGAAAUAGCAGUAAAUCAUUGAAGUGUACCACUUUAGACUGCAGAUACAGACUUACAUGAGUGAAUAUGUGAAAGAAAGAAAAACAACCCUUGGCCUAACAGACUAGGUUCCAGGGAGAAGGAUACAAGCUUAGUCCUUUUCCUGACAUGCUAGCGUUUUCUUUACAGGGAUGUUUAUUUAACCGAGGUGGAGGUAUGGAGGAGCAUGUGAGUUCCUACCCUCUUGAGGUCUCAUGUGAUACAGUGGUGACACAGUUUACCUCCUGAUUUGCUCUUGUGAGAGGCCAGGCCACAGUUUCCACUUGUGGAUCAGGUAGUGGUGCUGUGUGGGGGAGAGAGGAUGGAGCGUUAGUUCGACACUUUGCCAUAGUCAGUCAUCUGGUGGGGGUUUGCUUCUACCCUCCCACAGUGUUGCCUGCUUUCUAGCAUGUUGGACUGUGGGUAGAACCACCACCGCAAGGCAUAACGCUCAGGAUGGAAGUUGCCUCUGCUGGAUUUUCUGGAAUCCUUCCUUCCUACUCAGCCUCCCAAGCCAGAGAACACACAGUUUAGCAGGAUCCUCUCAUCCUUUAGUGAGGCUUUUUAGGGGUGGGAUGGGAUGCUGCUGAGCAGAGCAGGGGUCAAAUAAGUCCAUUUCCACCAUUCCCUUACAUGACAUACUAGGGAAAUGAUUUAACCCUCAAACCCCGCCCUGUUUUCUUGCUCGCAAUAAUGAUACAUUCUCUAUUACAGGUGGAGGAAUCUUUGGCCUUCUGAGCAAAAACAACCGUUUUGGCAGGAACCCAGUGGUGAUGUUAGGCAUUGUGGUCCAUUUUGUAGCCUUCUAUUUGAUUUUCUACAACAUGCCAAACGAUGCCCCCAUCGCCUCCAUCCAUGGCACAGACAGCAUAGCAUUCAUGGAACCAAGGUACGAGUUACUUUACUUCUCGUGACCAGACAGAUCUGGUUUACACAGGGUGCUAAGCCAAACCAUGGCUUAAUAUGAACAGGCAACAUGUUGGUUACAGGACCAAAGAUAAUGGCUGAGGUGCCAUUCUCCUCCUUCCCUUUCUGCUGCUGCGCUAUCUGGGGCCAAGUCAUGGACUGCCUUACUGUGAUGGCCAAAAUUGGGCUCAUGGUUUCUCUUGCUCCAGACAAACCAUGAACUGUAAACGUAAGAUUUGCUCUUGGUUUACCACCCAUGGUUUAUCUGGGGAAGACAAACCAUAAGCCCAGGUUUGGAUGGAAUGCUAAGUCAAAGAAUAUUUAAAACAUUAAAUAAUACAGGCAAAGUGCCUUUGACAUAUUUAAUUGCAAUGCAGAAAUGCCCGAAACGAGAAUUCUCAAAAUGAAGCAGCUCUUUGGUAGCAAUCUGGACCUUGCCAUUUUUUUCUACAUUAUUUCUCAAUAGACUUAGACAAAAAUAAUAUGAAUGGUAGGAUUGUACCUAAUUUUCCAUUCAUAGUUGUGUAUAUUUUUAUUAAUUACAGUGUGGUUAAUAUUGGCAUCUCUUUAUUUUCAGCAAAGAAGUGGCAAUUUUCUGCAGCUUCUUACUGGGUCUAGGUGAUAGCUGUUUCAACACUCAACUCCUCAGUAUUUUGGGAUUCCUGUACUCAGAAGACAGUGCACCUGCCUUUGCAGUCUUUAAAUUCAUCCAGGUAUUAUUGGUUGCCAAAUGUCAGAGCCAGACAUCAUAUAAUGAGUAGUCUAGUGAAAUAAUACAGUAGUUUAUUCAUUAUGCAAACAAAGAGCUUUGUGUAAAAUUGGAAGGAGUUUAAAAGUCAUCUACUUUUGUCUAGGACACUGGGUAAGGCAAGAACACAACAGCCUUUUCAGUAAUGCAGGAUGUUUGGUUAACCAAAAUACAUACUACAGUCCUGUGUUUAAGCCCCAGUGAAGACACUGAAAUUUAAUUCUGUUUAAACAUAAACAUGUGUGAUGUGAUAUAUUUGUGCAUGACGAAACAAUGGUUAAUAGAACAAUUAUUUUUAAAGAACAAACAUUUGGAGUAGUCAUAAGUGGAAUACAUGCAUUGGUAGGUGUGCUAUAUAGAAACUGCUACCUUCUAUCUCAAUACAAUGAAUGAUAUUAAUGGAACAAUAGCAUUCCAUAUCAGUAUAAAUUAAAUUAAAAUAGCUAAGUGGAUAAAGUGGAAAAGAUAGAUGCAAAAAAUGCCAUGUUCCAACUCAAUCUACAAGUCACUGUGAUGGCUCAGCUGGUAAAGCAUGAGACCCUUAAUCUCUACAUUGGGCAAAAGAUUCCUGUAUUGCAGGGGGUUGGACUAGAUAACCCUCAUGGUCCCUUCCAACUCUACAAUUCUAGGAAUCUGGGAGUCUCUACAUUCCUGGAUUUGGUGCAGGUCAGCCGUUUGUAGACGCAGUAAGGAAUCUAGGAAUUAGGAAUGACCUUGGAUCAGGAAGAGUCAAAGCUGAAUAUGAAAGGGCAUUUGAUGCUAAGCUGUUCACUUUGAAAUAGGCAGAUUGCAGGAGAGCUAAGUAAGCCAGUUAAUUAGAAAAACAACUUGGACUGGGGAAUUUAUGUUCUGGAAAUCACAAAAAGUUGGAAUGUUACUAAAGCUGAAUGGCACUGAAGCCAAGUUGAAAUGUCACUCACACCCUUCCUCGCUUCCCUUUUCAGUCUGUCUGUGCUGCCAUCGCGUACUUCUACAGCAACUACCUGCUUCUUCAGUGGCAGCUUCUGAUUAUGGCCGUGGUUGGGUUCUUUGGGACACUUUCCUUCUUCACCGUGGAGUGGGAGGCCCCAGCCUUUGUGGCCAAAACCACAGAUUACAGCAGCAUUUGA